Molecule: messenger RNA, 696 nt
Organism: Ceraceosorus guamensis
Lineage: Eukaryota; Fungi; Basidiomycota; Exobasidiomycetes; Ceraceosorales; Ceraceosoraceae
Exons: 3
Coding region: 1-696 (231 amino acids)
Biological process (GO): lysosomal transport; retrograde transport, endosome to Golgi; Golgi organization
Cellular component (GO): EARP complex; membrane; GARP complex
Source: RefSeq, a predicted model, not a curated record
AUGCAAAGAACAGGCGGUAGAGUAGGCAGCAGCGCUUUGCGCGACUACUACGGCCUGGCCGCCUCCGCUUCCAACGGUUCUAGCAGCGCAGGUGCAGCGGUCGCUUCCUCCUCAUCCUCACCUUUGGAUCCCGACUCGAUCAACUUCUCGCCCUCAUUGGCCUUGGAAGAUUUGAGAAGGACGAAAAAUGCGGCUGGAUUGAUGAAUGAUCAGGCUAGGCUCUUGACCGAGAUCAGGGAACUGGAUGGGGAGAGGCAAAGCUUGGUGUACAAUCAUCAUCACGAGCUGGUAGCUGCUAGCGAGACAAUACGCAAAAUGAAGACCAGAGCAGACGACUUGACACCCUCACUGGACGCUCUAAGAGCUUCAUUGACUCAGAUCGACAAGACCCGCGCUGAACUGAGCUUGCCCGAGCACUUGGUGCAGCACAAGUCGAGCGGUCGGGAUCAAGAAGGACAGCAGGCACGUGCCAUCGAGCGAGUCGUGGAGCUGCCUACUCGGUUGCGGGAUUGCAUAGCUUUGGAGCGCACAGCAGAUGAAGGCCUCGCUGCAGCAGAGAGGCUGUGGGGCCAGUCCGAGGCGGUGCUGUCAGCAUGGGAUGAAGCGGGGGUACACGGCGUCAAGGAGGUUGCGUCGGAAUGCAGAGAAGUGCUGAGGGAAGCAAGGGCUCGAGUGUCUGGUGCUGCAAGGGGAUAG